Pogonomyrmex barbatus (red harvester ant) is the source of this 2283-nucleotide messenger RNA. Its product is annotated as FERRY endosomal RAB5 effector complex subunit 3. The record is from RefSeq and is a predicted model, not a curated record. Gene Ontology annotation, cellular component: cytoplasm. Lineage: Eukaryota; Metazoa; Arthropoda; Insecta; Hymenoptera; Formicidae.
UUUCACUGGACGGCGCACAUUCCAAUAUUAUUAUAUUUCAGAGAUCAUCACUGAAAGAAGGAAAGGAGAGAAAGACAGAGAAAGAGAAUGGAUAGGGGGCGUUAAAGAGAUGUCGAUUGUCACAUGAAUAGUGUUCUUAAAUUUACGGAAAGACACGGAAAGUAAACGAUUGUUAAUUAAUUCAUUGCAACUUUAUAUAAAGAUUGUUAUUUAAAAAAAAUCAAAAUUAAAUCGUCUACUCAAUGACAACACGAGGGAUUUCCGUAUGUGUUUGUGUGUUACAGAGAUUGUGAUUAUAGAGGUUAUAUUUAUUAAUAUAAAUUCUUAAAUUAAGAAAUUGAUCAAUCAAAACGUACGAUGGAUAACAUCGAUAUCAUGGAUAACAUCAAUAUCAAUAGACUAGUGAGUCCAUUUGGUUCUGCAAAGUCAUUGUAAAAGACUCAUAUGUCAAAUAAAUGGAUAUUGUUGAAGACGAUGAAUAAAGCAGAAGAAGAAUACGUUGAAAAAACAUUUGUGUACAAGUUUCCAACAUGUACUACGAAUCAAGAAUACACUCUGGAAGUUCCGCUAAAAAUACCGUAUCACGGCUCUAUAAAAGAGUUGAUGCAUCGUAUAAUGUCAUCGUUCAAACUACCAUCUUACGUCCAAUCAGAUUUAUUAGAAACAUUGCAACGCGAUAUCAAAGAGCUUACUUUACAAUUUCACGAUGAGAAGGCGGAAAAACUUAUUGAAGCUGCCAAGGCAGGCAGUCUGGAUUUAGAAGAUAUAAUUAAAAAUUGGGAAAAAAUAUACAAACAGAAAACAGUGGAAUAUUCCGAUCCCAUUGGAACUUCGGAUGAGGAAUUAUUUGCUGCGGCAUAUCACAGAUUAGUGCAUUCUCCAUCUUUAGAACCAAUUCUGCAAGCGGAACACAAAUUUGGACGAGAUGUUACUGAAGUAAUUCAAAUGAGAGAUACUGAUUAUGAGCACCUUACGCAAAAACAAACUGAUGAAAUGCGCGUUGCCGUCGAGGCUCUUGAAGCAGGAUCUACUGAAAAGUCCAUAAAUGACAUGGCAGGUCGACAUUUCGAAGAGCAGAGCUUACUGCAGGGUUACUGGGGAUCGAGAAUUGACGCUUUAAGAUUGGAUCAACGACGGCAAUACCGAAAUUGGAUCAUGAGACUGCUCGAAGAGCAACAAACCAGUAUGAUAUCCACGCCAAUGGGUUCACCUAUGGUACCAUUACCGCCAUUGCGUCCAGCUUUGGAUAAAUUCGUUCACAGUGAGGAGAAACAAACGACCGAUUAUCCUCUAUUGGAAGAAAGCUUCACCAUACAUUUGGGAUCUCAGAUGAAACAAAUGCACAACAUACGUAUAUUGACCGGAGACGUGCUCGAUUUUUGUCGUACGAAAAACAGCGAGUCCGGGAUGGAUCCAACGCCACAAAGAUUGCAGACAGCAUUAGGACUGUACUCGAACGAUCUGUGUGGAUUAGUUCUCCUAAGUGAUAAUCAUUUAGGCAGUUAUUCUGGAAUAACAAAAGAAUUAUGUUCUAUAUGCCAACUAACAACGGAAUUCCAUUUUCCGCCUAUCGAUGAACAGUUGGAAAAAAUUCGAGAAGACGUGAAGGACGCCGUUGCCUGGAGGCAAGCGCAUUACAGAGAAGGAAGCGAUCCCCAUGCGAAAAAAUCGACGACGAGCAAAAGUCUGCAAACAGGCGACGUUUUUAUCACGAGACAUUCCAAUCUGGCGCAAGUUCACGUAGUGUUCCACAUGGUGGUCAAUGAUUCCCUGCGAUCCGGUGAUAUCAACUCAAGACAUCCCGCUAUUCUGGGAUUGCGAAACAUUUUGAAGACGGCAUGUUGCAACGAUGUAACGACGUUGACAAUACCCGUGUUACUUGUUCACGAAAUGUCAGAGGAUAUGACGGUUGCCUGGUGCACGAAACGAGCCGAGCUAGUCUUCAAAUGCGUGAAAGGUUUCAUGAUCGAAAUGGCAUCUUGGGGUGGAGCAGAGCUGAAGAAUCUGCAAUUUCUUGUGCCGAAAGGAAUGUCGGAGGAGGUGUUUGGAACGUUAGCCACAAUGUUGCCUAGUAUAUUUCGGGUGUCAAACCCGUUGGUUUUUAAGGCCACCAGCACUCCGCAAACUCCGAAAAAGUAAACGAUUUCUCUUACCCCACUUAUCAUUAUGUGCAUUCGUAACGUUGCCAUAUUUAUUAUUAUAUAUCACUCGUAUGCAGUCGCAAUUAUCUGUCGCGGGUGCGAAAAAAGAUACAACUCUGAAUAAAUGUCUGACUCUUAAUGA